Molecule: messenger RNA, 876 nt
Organism: Charadrius vociferus (killdeer)
Lineage: Eukaryota; Metazoa; Chordata; Aves; Charadriiformes; Charadriidae
Exons: 3
Coding region: 1-876 (291 amino acids)
Biological process (GO): phagocytosis, engulfment; phagocytosis, recognition; innate immune response
Cellular component (GO): external side of plasma membrane; blood microparticle; immunoglobulin complex, circulating
Molecular function (GO): antigen binding; immunoglobulin receptor binding
Source: RefSeq, a predicted model, not a curated record
AUGCCUGAAGUUGGGACUCUCUGCCCUGACCCAGACCUGGUCACCGCGCCCCAACAUCCCUGUGGGGUUCCCCAAAGUCCCACCAUCUCCCUGAAAGCCCCACCCCAAGUCACGUCCAGCCUGAGCUUUGGUGUCACCUUCAGCAGCUACGCCAUGGAAUGGGUGCGACAGGCGCCCGGGAAGGGGCUCGAGUUCGUCGCGCACAUGAAUAGUGCUGGUAGUUGGACAAGCUACGCGUCGCCGGUCAAGGGGCGCUUCACCAUCUCCAGGGACAACUCCCAGAGCACUGUGAAGCUGCAGAUGAACAGCCUCAAGACCGAGGACACGGCCACCUACUACUGCGCCAAAAGGCUGCGGGCGGCCGUGCAGCUGGUGGAGUCCGGAGGGGGUCUCCAGAAACCCGGGGGGUCCCUCACCCUCCUCUGCAAGGCCUCCGGCUUCACCUUCAGCAGCAACGGCAUGGUUUGGGUGCGACAGGCGCCCGGGAAGGGGAUCGAAGACGUUGCGGAAAUUAAUACCAGUGGUGGUGGCACAUGGUACGCGCCGUCGGUCAAGGGGCGCUUCACCAUCUCCAGGGACAACUCCCAGAGCACUCUGAAGCUGCAGAUGAACAACCUCAAGACCGAGGACACGGCCACCUACUACUGCGCCAAAGACGCUGACGGUUAUGGCGACACCACCAACCCCCUCACCGCGUCCCACCAUCCCCGCGCUGCGUCCCCACAUCGACCGUUUUCGGUCCACAUCUCCACCGCUUGCACCAAACCUCCGCCUUUUUUUGCCCCGAAUCGCAACUCUUUGCAUCAAACGCCGACCGCUUUUGCCCCAAACCGCCACUCUUCACCCCAACUCUCGACCAUUUGGCCCAAACAUUGA